Molecule: messenger RNA, 1721 nt
Organism: Bacillus rossius redtenbacheri
Lineage: Eukaryota; Metazoa; Arthropoda; Insecta; Phasmatodea; Bacillidae
Product: PC-esterase domain-containing protein 1A-like
Exons: 10
Coding region: 685-1554 (289 amino acids)
Source: RefSeq, a predicted model, not a curated record
UGAUCAAUUAUUGUGGAAGGUGUUUUGGAAACUAAAGUUUGCAAUUGUGACAGAACCAGAAAUUUGAAAUUUCAACGAUUCUUUAGCAUGCUGUUUCUUCUGUAGUUCUGACUUUGAGGAAACACCAACUUUUGUUUUUAUCAUCUAAUUUAUUUAUAUUGUUUAGUUUGAGAUUAGAAGUUAUAGGUUAGGUUAGGUAGUAUGAUGUAAAAAGCGUGGAUUUAUGAAAGUAAUUUAUCCUGUUAACUUAAUGAGAAAAUGUGAAAAUGGCUGAUAUAUUUACGUUAUCUGAUGCACGAAGUAUGCUUAAAAAGAAACGCGUUUUAUUUUUAGGUGAUUCGAAUAUCAGAGCCAUUUACAAAGACCUAGUCUGUUUGAUUAAAUCAAAUUCAUUCUUACGAUCUUGUGACCUCAAAUCUAAGUUGGAGCCAUCAUUUAAGGGGGACAAACUGUUGGAAGGCAGCUCGCUCACCCGCGGAAGGAGUUUCCAAGAACACAGACAGUUUAAGUUUAUCAUACUUCUGAUAUUCCCGGUUAAUCCCAGGCCCUGCUAAGCCUGGAAACUUCCAGAUUGAAAAUGUGAGCUUGGAGUUUUAUUUCCUCACUCGUUCGUACAGUAAGACUGUCGAGGAUGUAGUUACAGCCAUAAAAGAAGGGAAAGACUCACCAGCUGAUGUGAUUGUCAUGAAUUCAUGUUUGUGGGAUCUAUCAAGAUGGGGUCCAAAUGGUGUAUGUGCGUAUAAAGAUAAUCUCUUGAAAUUGAUGAAGUUUUUAAACCAGAACUUGCCACAAGAAACACUCUUUAUUUGGACAACUGCAUUGCCCAUUUCUCAAAAUUGUUAUGGUGGUUUCCUUAUAAAACAGGUGGAGUUCCUUAAACAUACGCUACGGUUCGAGGUAAUGGAAGCCAACAUGUAUGCGAGGGAUGUUGUGGCAAAUCAUGGGUAUGAUGUUCUAGAUCUGCAUUACUACUUCACCAUGCAGAUUUUCAGGCGAGCCAAAGACGGCAUACACUGGCUACCAGAGGCAGUUCGGUUCAUGACAAACUUGGUUCUUACACACACUGCUCUGUCUUGGCAUCACCCAUUGCCAGGCAAUGUGGUCAACUCUCUGCUCGACGAAGCACUCCGCUUGGAUAACGAAGAGAUGUCAGACAUCCAAUUGCCAGAGCUGCCACCAGCUCUUGACGCAUUUAGCAAGACCAGUAAAGAACCAGACGGGGUAGUGUCUGGGAGAAAGUCGCAAGUUCAUGUUGCGACGAGACCAGCUGUUGGGAUGCAAAAGAAGCCGGCCCGUAAAAGAAAAGCUUCGAAUCGACCGAACAUGAAGCGGCAGCAGUGUCAGGCACUGCUUGUGGAUCCUUGGAUUAACGCCUCGCACACCCCUCACCCCUUUGGUGAUCCGGCCGCCGCUGCUGACUUGAUGCUGUUCGACCAGCAGGUGCAUGAUUUCUUCACCCACCAGAGGAUGCCACAUCACGUCAGUCAAAUGGGGCGGCCUGCGGAGAGCUACACGUCGUCGGAGCUGGAGCAAUUUGAGUGGGAGCACUAUUGAGUGCCUGCAAUGUUCAAGAUGAUACUUGUUGGGUGUUUUGCUUUUCCUGGCAUCUGUUUUUUUCCCUCUGUUUUUAUAGUUAUUUAUCUUUAACUCAACAAUCGUUGUUAUUCUUAUUUCUCUGUGCUGUAAUGUCCUAAAUAUUAUUAAACAAAUUAUUUAUAAAA